GGUGCCUCUGGGAGAGGGGCAGAGGAAAGGUUAUAGGGGUCCCCCGCCUGCAGCCCCCCUCGCAUCCCAGGGGGUCGAAGUGAAAUUAGGGCGCUGGCAGGUGCAUCGGGCACCCGAAAAUUUGGGGCACCAGGGCGUCUUACUAUCCACCCAGCCACUUCUUCCUGUCCCUGGUUUGUGGCUCUGUUAGCGGGAUCUAGUUAACUUAAAAGUGAAAAAGGCUGAGGGCCCCAUUAGUACACUGAACCUGAGAGAGUCAUGCUAAUGAUACCAAAGGAAAUAGAAAAGAAAGUUCAUCUUCAUCCUAUGAAGGACGAAGCAGGAGAGGGAAAUAGAUGACCUAUCUCUAAAGGAAGUCAGUUAUAAACAGUGGUCAUUAGUGAGACAAUACAUGCUAUGCAGAGAUGUGUCUUUUCAACUUGCUUAGCUCAUCUGAAGACAGGAGUUCACAGCAUGAAUAUGACAGCAUAGAGGUGGAAUCAGAGAGCAGCCUCCAGGAUGGAGCCACAGAGCAGCCAGUUCCAGGCUCAGGUUCCAAAGUUCACCCAACAGUAUUAGGAGAAAUUAGAAAAGAAAUUUCCACAUCAUUAGAUACAUUAAGCAGCUUGCCUCAAGACAAGAGUUUAGCAGGGAAGUCUGGUGGGAGCACAGAACUCAGACCAGAGACCAGCCAACAGAAGACGACCACAAAGCAACCAGCUCCCACCACAGGUACAAAAGGCCUUCCUACCAUAUUAAGCGGAAUCAGAAGAGAAACUUGUUCUCCCUCAUUACGCAAGUUAAACAGUGGAAGAGAAACAUCUGAUAAUGUUGAUCACUCAACUGAGAAGAACACUCUAGGAAUUUCAGUGUCAGUGCAGACAGAAACAAGCUGGAUUUAUGAAUAUAUCAGAAAAAACUUUCCCAGACAGACUGAAGAGCUCACGACAGACAGUGCUCACAUUGCUACUGCUGCUGAAAAUGAUAUAGAGGCAGUCCUGUCACAAGAUCUCAGCAGUUUAGGCAUUUUGUGCGACACAGAGUUUACUGAAGAUUUCAUAAAGCUGUUUGAGGAAUCUCUGCGCACACUGUCCCACAUUGGGCCACCAACUAUUCUAGCAUAUAAGCCAGAAUCAUCAAGAGAAGACCUGGAGAUACAGAUUGAAGAGGAAUUUAGUGCAACAUGCGAGUACUGUGGCAACUUGCUGAAACAUUUUCCUUCCUAUGAGGCGUUUGACCCAACCUCUGAAGAUUAUGAAACAUUUUUCUGUUGUGAGCAAAAUCAGGAUCUCUACGAGUACAUCAUUACUGAAAAAAAAUAUUAUGAGAGUUCUAGAAGUGAGUCAAUCUCCAUUGACCCUCAUGCAGCCCACGGCAGUGAAGCGGACAGGCAGAAAGCAAGGGAGAAAGCGUAUCAGAGGCAACAGGAGAGACAAAUGGCAAAACAGUUUGCCUUCAUGGCAGCAGAGCAGACCACGUUAGUUGAUUACUCAAAGCAACUCAAAACCAUUUCAUACCAGCUCUCCCGUGAGCCACCCUCCCCUGGAGGUUGGACUCUCAUGCCUUAUGAGGCAGAUGAAAAAGAUGAGAAUGAGGCAGUUAACUACAAUGUUACUUGCUGUGACUUUACCAUUGCAGGUGGAAAGCUAGUGAAGCAACAGUUCCUGGAAAAAUACUACAGACACAGAGGAAAGUUCCUUACCGUAUUUCCAGAUGGUACAGCACAAUUAUUCUAUCCAUCUGGCAAUCUGGCAGUUAUUAUUGUGCAAAAGAGGAGAGGUUAUAUUUGUGUAGUACAGGAAGACAAUCCAAGUAAUGCAGCAAUCCAAGCAGUGUUUGAGUCCAGCGGCAAAGGUACUUGCUAUCAUCCCAAUGGAAUUGUAUGGAUAAACAUAAAUAUUCAUGGAGGACAAUAUUCAGACCCAUCGGGCAAUAGGGUGCGAAUGUGGACAUGGCCAAGUAGUUUGAUCAGUUCUGGACCCCGUGUUUCGUUUAAACCCAUCUUUAUAUCCUUGAACCACUAUGUUGGUGUCAGGAUAGUUGGACAAGAUAAGAUUGUGGUGACUUUUCUUGCUAUGGGGCAACAAGCCAAAUUCAACGUGGGAACAAAAGUGCAGGUAAGGCACCCUGAUCAACUUCCACCGCCAAAACCUGUAUGUGAAGAAGAACUGCUGCUGUUUGCCUGCAAAAUAAGGAUUCAGCGUCUGUUCGAUAGACUACGAGGCUAUUUAGACUUCCCUUCUACUGAGCAAUGGGAUAAAAUCAAACUCCCUUCCUACCUUGCAACACAGGCUUUAAAAUUAAUGUAUCUUUGUAAGGAUUCUGACAUAAGUGAUGAUGUAGAUCGUUCUAUAAGGGCUACAAUAAAUGCCCCUGUCUAGCAGUGUGUGUAUUGCAUAAAGAGAACAUUAGUUUAAUUAUUCUUAGGAAUAUUUACAGCUAUUGGAAAAGCUAUGUAUGUACUGAAGAGAACUGCUUUGUUUAUACACAUUCAAAAGAAAAAAUGCUUAAAGGAAUCGUAUACAGUAGCUUGAAUUAAAGGACAGCUUUUUUUCCUUCUGUUACUCAAACUCCUAUCCAAGAGGCUGGUAAUCCACCACCAAAGACCGUGCUUGCUACUUUGUUAGUACCAUGAGUAUAUAAAUGGGAUUAUUCAUGCAUUAUACCUACUUGUAAGUAGCUGUGGAAUGAUGCCCUUAGAGAUGCACUGAUUUCUAACUGUGUCAAAGCAUGCCCUGUUGGAGUGUGAAUAAGAGAUGCUGCUUUUUCUAAUUUCUAAUACUAGUUGAAUAGAGAACCAUUUUGACCUGUAUUUAAAACAAACACACCCCACAAAUUGUGUUUUAAAUCUAUUCCAAUCUUCAGAAAUAUAACAUUACAGUUUUAGUCCAUGUUAGAAUAAAUUGUAUGUUUAAUGUUAAAUCACUACUAAAAGGAUUCGUGUGAACAAUACAGUGUAUGUUGAAUGUUGACUAUUUAACACCGGUACUAAUGGAAGGGAGUACAUAACUGUUUCCUGGCAGAGCUCAUGUGCUGUAUUGAGUAGGAAUUACAUUCACCUUAUGUUAAAGAGCUAGCACCUGGCCAACUUUCCCCUACCUGCUUUGUUUUGUUUGCCUGCCUGCCUCAAUGUAAUAUCUGAGCCCACACACCACCAUGCAGAAUGGAAGCAUUAAUAUUCCCAUUUUACGCCUGGGGAAUGAGGCACAGAGAGAGUAAGGGACUUGCCCAUGAUCUCUCAUACAUAACAUGUUAAGAGAAAGAGCAAGGAACUGAAUCCAGCCCCCAAUCCAAUCUA
Messenger RNA from Pelodiscus sinensis (Chinese soft-shelled turtle), 3277 nucleotides. NCBI's taxonomy places the organism in Eukaryota, Metazoa, Chordata, Testudines, Trionychidae. The record is from RefSeq and is a predicted model, not a curated record.